AUGGCGGAGGACGUUCGGAGAGAGUUCGUGGUGAACACCGUGCUCGAUGCGGUCGCUCCGUCUCACGCCAGAGAGCACCUCCGGGCCCAGCUGUCGUCGGAUCUGACCGGCGCGAUGGGGGCGUUUCUGGACGACCAGACCACGACGGUGCUGCAGGCGACGCUGGCGGGCGACGUCGUGACCUGCGCCAACUCGGUGUCGUUCGACACGUCUUCCACCGCGCAGGUGGUGCUCACCAAACUGCGACCGGGUCCGCUGCGCCCGAGCGAUAUCCCGCACGCGGUGUCGGUGUCCUCCAUGGCGCACUCGCCGGUCAGCGCCUUGUACCACCAACUCCGGCAGGUGUACGGACCCCUCCUCGGGAACGACGCGCGCGGCGAUGGCGCCGCCCCGGUGGACGCCAAGCUCCGAGGCCUCGUCGCCGAGCUCGAAGCCGGCCUCGGGAACGUCCUCCGGCUCACCGGGGGCGUCGGUGACCUCACGCGCGUCGAUCCGGCGGACUCCCCUCUGGUCGGCAUCGCGUCGCCCCUCGACGAGUUCACGCUGUGGAGCGAGGUGGCGUACGCCAAGGACGUCAGCGAGCCCACCCGACGGGCCGCGAACGAGGUGUACCGCGCGUUCGAACCCGUCAAGGAACGGUUCGAGCGCCUGAACCACCUCGCGGAUGAGGACGUCCUCGAGCUCGUGGACGAGGUCGGCGACGCGCUCGACGCGGCGUGGAGGAUACCACGCGGCGACGGCACAGCUGGCGGCCAGUUCCCCAGACGACGCGCGGAGCACUUCAUGAGGAUGGUGGGGGCGGCGCUCGUGGGUCAUGUGCAGGCGCGCGCGAAAGGGGUUUCGAUAUGGAGCGACGGGUUCAAGUCCGUGGAGAGUUUGCUGAGGUUUGGGCACAGGUGCCUGGCCAAGUGGGAGAGAACCGCCGCGGACCUCACAGAGCUCAACUGGCGCGAGGGUACCGGCGGGUGCCAACACUGGCAGGGUCAGGCGUUCAGGGACCAGGAGCUGAGUAAGGCCCGGGAACGGCUCGACGAGGUGUUCAGGAUGCGCGAGGCGCAGGCUGAGCUCGCAGAGCUUCUCUCCCCCGAGGAGGGCCGGUCGCUCGCGCUCUCCGAUGUGUUUGGCCCCUUCGCGCGACUUGACCCGUUGCAGGUGAGCGAGUACACCGCACCGCUUUGGGAAGCCGCGCGCGGUGACUACGACCGGCGCAUGUCACCGAUCGAGGACAAGAUGUCGGAGAAGCUCCGGGAGCACUUUGGCGCGCGCCUGAUUCCGUCGCUUCAGGCGUCGAUGAGGAGCCGGGGUGACGAUUCCGCUGUGGCGAUGGCUCAACCGCACCAAGUUCUGAGAGAGGUGGGGAGGUACGCCGAGCUCCUGCGACGGCCGGCAGUGGCGCAGUCGCUGACAUCCGAGCGCAACCUCCUCGCGGAUAGCCUCGAGCGGUUCCUCGAGGAUAUCAAGGCUGAGUGCGACCGCCGAGCGCGUGUGAGCGGCGGUGGCGGCGGCGGCGGUGGCUCGGGCGGCGCUGGAAGGAACACCACCGAGAAGGUGGAGGCUGUCGUGUGGGCAACGCAGGCGCAGGAGCGUGUCGCCAUCGCGCGCGAGACGUGCGCGGCGCUUGUGAUUACCACGCGCGAUAAAGGCGGGAACAGGGUUCAGGGAACCGAGCAAGACGCAGCAGGCCGCCGCGGGUCCGACUUGGAUCGGGAGGCAAAGCAUCUACUUCGCGAGAUUGACGACCUUCGCAAGCGGCUCUUCAAGGGCUGGCAGGAGGGCAUCGUGGACCGCCUCGGGGAGUUCAAGCUGGACCUGGGGUCUAAGCUGAUGGACCUGGAUUCGUCGUCGACCGGUCAGGUGAAGCUCCACUACAACUCUGAGCUCGUGAGUUUAUUGAGGGAGGUGCGCCAGCUCUCGGCGCUUGGAUUCACGAUUCGUAGGGACAUCGCUGCAGAGGCUGAGACCGCGAGGAAGUUUUACAGGCACGGGAUGGUGCUGCGUCAAGUUGCAAACUUCUACAACAACAUCGCGUCCGAGAUGAUCCCCUGCCAGAAGCCGAUGAUGCUCGACGACGCGGUCAAGUUUGAGGAGGUGCUGACCAACCCGAGGGAUGGGCUCGGUAAAGUAAUCACCUGGAACAACCCAACUGCGCUAGAGAAAUACAUCGGCAAGCUUCAAGCCGUCGCUGGGGUUCUCACCGAUAAGAACCGCAGGCUGCGAAAGUGGCACGGGUCCCUCGCUGAGAAGGUGUGUGCGCUAUUCGCCAUGGAUCUGGUCCGCCAAAAAGAGGCAUGGAAACGGGCGGUGAAGGAACUUCGAUCAAUCUUUGCCAACCUCGAGGGUGAGUUCCGCAAAGACCUGCAGAGCGCGUGGAGGGUCCACUGGGAUCACCAGCUGUACAAGGCGCUCGAGUAUCAGUACCAUCGCGGGCUGGAGACACUGAACGAGAUGCUGCCGCAGGUUAACGUGAGCCUGGUGUUUAAGCAGCGCAGGCUCCAGUUUGAGCCGCCACUCGAGGAAAUUCGCACCGCGCACUACAAACAGGUCAAGGAUUUUCUGAACCUCCCGCUGGUGUUCAAGGGCGUAAGCGACGUGAGUGAGAAAGCCGGUUUCUUCCGGGGCAUGAUGGACUCGGCCGUGGGCGCUGCUGGGUGCGCUAAGGUGUACGAUAAGACCGAGGCGCUCUUCGUGAAACUCGCAGAUGAGCAGAAAAAAUACGAACACUGGGUUGCGCUGGGGACCGUCGACCUAGACACUUUCGUGGACGAGCGGUUCUCGGAGUCCAAGGAAUUCGAGGAGGGGUUCAAGCUCGUGAAAUUGGCGAGUAAACAGGCGGAUCGGAUCCCGCUGGAGAUAAAGGUCGACUGCUACACAGUUUCUUGCUUGCCGCUAAAAUCCGCGGUUGAGAAGCAAAUCAAGGAACUGCAGGACACACUGAGCAAUUGCCUGCAGCGUAAGGUCGUGCGCUCGAAGGAGACCAUCGAACAGUUCAUUCGGUCGGGCAAGGAACUCUUGGACACAAAGGCGCAAACCAUCGAGGAGAUUGGAAACAUGCGCAACGAUGCCAAAAACCUGUCGGCGGAGUUCCAAGGAAAGAUUACGCAGCUGCGGUGGCAGGUGGCAGACCUCUCCAAGUUGCUGAAACAGUCCGGCGGAUCGGGCGCGCAGGCUGCGGCACAGAUUGAUUUUUCAUCUCUCGAUUCUGACUGGGAGAACCUGUCCACCAAGCUCGAGCAGCUGGAGGCGCACCUCGAGAUUCAAAAGGACAACCUCAAGGUUCAAAUUGUGCACAGGAUUUCGGAUUUUGGGUCCAAGGCUGAGGCUUUCCGCGAGCGAUGGUUUGAGUUCAAGCCCAGGGGUAUUCCCCAGGGCGAAUCUACCCUGAUCAUGAAUAAACUCGAGGACGACUAUCGGUCCCUCGAGGAGCUCAAGGAGGAGGGUGAGCAACUUCGCAUGGAUUGCGAACACUUCUCGAUGGAACGGCCGGAGUUCCCAGUGCUCGACGAGGUUGCCGCCGACAUUGAGGUCACCCGCGAGGCAUGGAGCCGUAUUGGAGAUUUCAACAAGGAACGUAACGAGCUCGCUGGGCGCGACUGGAUCCUCAUACGCGGUAAACUGUAUGAGUUCGACGACUUUCUCGCCAAGUGGGACCAAAAGGUUCGAUCCAGUGAGAACAAGGACGCCGUUGCGGUCAUGCUGCUGGAGCAGAUUGAGGAAUACAAGAAGGCACUUCCCGCGCUUAAAUUUUGCCGUGGCGAGGGAUGGGAGGGCUCGCACUGGGCGCAGCUAUUCUCCAUGCUGCGGUUUCCGACGAAGGGCCCUGAGGCGGUGACGCGCGAGAACCUGACCCUGCAGCACUUCUUGGACAGGGCAGAGCUGCUCAUCGAAAAAUUGGACGACCUCAAAAAGCUGCACUCGCAGGCUCAGGGAGAGGUGACGCUUCGCGAGGCGCUUCAUCAACUGAAGGUUUGGGGUCUAGAUCGGCGGUUCUCGACCAUCAAGCACAACAUUGCCGGACCCAGGGGCGGCUCAGUAUCCCUCAUCAAGGACUGGAAAGAUCUGUUCACAGAGGUUGCGGAUAACCAGAACCUGGUCUCAUCCCUCUCGUCGUCGCCGUUUUUCGCUCCGUUCAAGGAGGAGACAAGCAUCUGGGAGACGUUGAUGUCCAACUUGGCCGACCGAUUGAAUCACAUGAACGCGAUCCAACGCAAGUGGCUGUACCUUCAGCCCAUCUUUGCGCGUGGCGCAUUGCCGCAGGAGCAACCCCGCUUCAGGCGCGUUGACGAGGACUUUCAGGGAAUCAUGGCCUCCAUCGACGCCGACUCGCUCGUGAAAUCUUUUGCCGAGAUGCGAAUGCGGGACGAUCACAUGCACGAGAUGUCCACACAACUGGAUGUUUGCCAGAAGGCGCUCGCAGAUUACCUCGAGGAGAAACGUUCGAUGCUCCCGCGGUUCUACUUCAUCGGCGACGAUGACCUUUUGGAGAUUUUGGGCCAGGCAAAAAACCCGGAGGUGAUCCAGGCGCACCUCAAGAAACUCUUCGCCGGGAUUCACUCCGUCGUGUUUACGGAGGGCGCGGGAAGCAUCACGGCGAUGAAAUCCAUAGCCGGGGAGGUUGUCCCACUGCGGAAACCCGUCGUCGUCAACGAGGCUGUCGAGGUGUGGCUCGCAGACCUGGCUGCGAACAUGGUGCAGAGCCUGAGCGGCAUGCUUGUCAGGUGCCUCGCAGAGAAGGAUUACGAAGCCUUCCCUUCACAGAUUCUCAGCCUUGCCGACCAGGUUCACUUUUCGCAAAAGGCCGAGGCAGCCAUCUCGAGGGGAACCCUGCCAGAUCUCUUGGACGAGCUCCAGGGUCAGCUUCAGGAGUACACCUCCUUCGAUGUCGAGGGCAUGCGCGUGAUGCAGCUCAAGGUUCAGAGCCUGGUGAUGGACCUCAUCCAUUCCAUCGACGUCGUGGAACAGCUCCAGAAGGAGUACUGCUCCAACGUGGGCGAGUGGGUGUGGCAGCGGCAGCUGCGGUAUUACGGUGAAGGCCGCGGAGGUGGUGUGCAGGUCAGAAUGGACAACGGCGCGUUCGCGUACAGCUUCGAGUACCAGGGUAACGCGCCAAGGCUCGUGUAUACCCCGCUGACCGAUAAGUGUUACCUAACGCUGACGCAGGGCAUGCACCUUGGGUACGGCGGUAACCCCUACGGACCGGCGGGAACGGGCAAGACAGAAUCUGUCAAGGCGCUGGGUCAGGCUAUGGGCCGGCAGGUUCUGGUGUUCAACUGCGACGAGGAGUUCGACUUCAAGUCCAUGGGAAGGAUAUUCACGGGACUGCUCAAGUGCGGCGCGUGGGGUUGCUUUGACGAGUUUAAUCGUCUGGAGGAGGAGGUGCUCUCCGCGGUGUCCUCGCAGAUUCAGACCAUCCAAGCCGCGCUCAAGUCGCGGCAGGAUUCGAUGACCUUUCUCGGGAAAGACAUCGAGGUUAACCAGAACGCGGGCAUAUUCGUCACGCUAAACCCGGCGGGUAAAGGGUACGGCGGGCGAAGUAAGCUUCCCGACAACCUCAAGCAGCUCUUCCGAUCUGUCGCCAUGACGGUGCCAAACUUUGAGCUCAUCGCUGAGGUGAUUCUCCUCUCUGAGGGAUUUCGGGACGCCAGGAUCUUGGGUGGCAAACUCGUCUCGCUCUUCUCCCUCAGCAAGCAGCUCCUGUCGCCGCAGCAACACUACGAUUGGGGUCUUCGCGCGCUCAAGACGGUGCUGGGCAUAGCCGGAAAACUCCUCCGCGACGCGCGCACCGCCGCUGCUGCGGGCGCCGGGCCGCGCGUGGACAAGACGAUGGAGGCGCAGAUUGUCAUCCGAGCCACGCGGGUCACGACACUCCCGAAGCUCACGUUCGCGGACGGUCGCAGGUUCGCCGACCUACUCAAUGACGUCUACCCCGGCGUGGAGGUGAGUGACGUGAGCGACGCCGAGCUCGAAGCUGCGAUCCAGGAGAUUCUUGAGGAGAAACACUAUGAGAACGUCCCGUCGCAGAUUGAGAAAGUUUUGCAGCUGCACAUUGCUUGUUCCCAGCGCAUCGGCAUCAUCAUCGUUGGCCCCUCGGGUUCAGGCAAGUCGUCGCUGUGGCAUAUACUGGAGGGUGCGUAUAAGAAGCUAGGCAGGCCUGUCAAGCGGUACGUCAUGAACCCCAAGGCAAUCCACCGCCAACAGUUACUGGGCCACAUGGACAUGGACACGCGCGAGUGGUUCGAUGGAGUGCUCACGGAUUCUGCCCGGCAGGUGGUGAAGGAGUCACUCGAUCAGCACAGCUGGAUCAUCUGUGACGGCGAUGUGGACCCGGAGUGGAUCGAGUCGCUAAAUUCUGUCCUCGACGACAACCGCCUGCUGACCCUGCCCUCGGGUGAGCGCAUCCAGUUCGGCUCAAACGUCAAUUUCAUCUUUGAGUGCGACGAUCUCAAAUUUGCAUCGCCGGCGACGGUGUCGCGAACAGCUAUGCUGUUCCUGUCAGAGGAGGCGGUGGAGCCCUCUCUCAUCGUCAAGGGCUGGCUGUCAAAGCAGCCCGAGGAGCUUCGUGGCCAGCUCGGAGGCUGGUGCGACGAGUACUUCUUCCAAGCGCUGGAUCGUGCGCUCGGUCUCGGCACAGUCACGCAAACCACAAAGGUUGGCACGAUUAAAAACGCGCUCAGCCACAUCGCUGGUGCCGACAGCAAGCAGCGAUUCGCCCGCGGGCUCGCGCGCGGGUUCGCGUCCAACAUGGAACCCGCCGCCAGGGACCGCCUGUUAAAGGAUCUCGAAAGACUCACCGGCGAGAGGGACCUGCUGUACGUCAGCGCCGCCUCAAUCGAUCGCUAUGAUGCUCCCCCGUCGGGAAUCAUCAAGGGGAAAUGGAGUGGCGUCGUCAUGGUCGCCGCCGUGGCGCAGGUUCAAUCCCUCGUCGCACCCUGGCUCGAGUCGGGUCAGCCGUUCGUGCUCGUCGGCCCCGAGGGCUGCGGCAAGGCGAUAAUCCUCGAGGAUUGCUUCGCGCGGCUUCGUGGGUCGUCUGUGGCGACGCUGGCGUGUUCCGCGCAGACCACCGCGGCAAACGUCAUUCAAAAGCUGGCGCAGUGUUGCGGCCAGCCCGUCGCGACUAGCGGGGUCACGCACCGCGUGCUCAGGCCGCGCGAUUCCGAGCGCCUGGUGCUAUACCUGAAGGACAUCAACCUUCCAAAGCCUGACAAGUACGACACGAUCCAGCUCAUCGCGUUUUUACAGCAGCUGCUCACGUAUCAGGGGUUCUACGACGAGAGCCAGGAGUUCAUCGGGCUGCUCAACAUACAAAUCGUCUGCAGCAUGAACCCGGCAACCACCGUCGGCAGGCACGCCAUCACCACACGCUUCACCGCCAUCGCGGGCAUCGCGUAUAUGCCUUACAUGUCCCGCGAUGAAAUGACCGAGGUGUACUCCACGAUGUUCGCCGAGUUUACCCAAGGGACAAAUUAUGAGAGCCAGUCGCAGCGGCGCCUGCUGGCGGAUACGGUGCUCGACAUUUACACCGACGUCACCCGAUCAUUCAGCGCAGAUGACCACAGGCACUACAAAUUCACGCCCCGCACGGUCACCGAAUGGAUUCAGGCGUUGAAUCGUUACGACGUCGGCGCGGUGGAUCUGCUCGAGGCGCUUCACUACGAGGCUGGACGCACGUUCAGGGACAGGCUGGUGGGCGCAGAUGCAGUAAAUAAAUUUGACUCGCUCGUUGCCAACGUCUUCCGAAAGCACUGGCGCAAGGACGGACUAGGCUCCGCAAGGCACGUGUACACCACAUGGGCGAUUCCGCUCGAUGAACGUGAUAACAAGAUGGGCGUCGCGGCGCCGAUGGCCUCUAUGCCCGCGGAUAGCUUCGCGGAGCACGCGCGAGCAGGUUUGCUCUCGUACGAGCGCGAGAUUAAGGAUCUGAACAUAAUCCUGUUCCCUGAGGUUCUCGACCGCGUGGCGAGGUUUAAUCGCGUGCUGAGCCAGCCCGGCGGGCACUUGCUGCUUGCAGGGCGGUCUGGAGCCGGACGCAGGUCUAGCGCUUCGCUCGUUGCGCACAUGCAGCACAUGGAGUUCUUCAGCCCGAAGAUGACGCUAUCCUACGACGAGCGCGCGUUCAAGGUUGACCUGAAACGAAUCCUGACCGAGGUUGCUGUGGAAAACAAGGAGACGCUCCUCUUCAUCGAAGACCACCAGCUGGUCACGCCGGCGAUCUUGGAGACGGUCAACUCGCUGCUGUCGAGCGGUGAGGUCCCCGGCUUGUUCAGCCAGCUCGAGCUCGAUCAGAUCUUCGGUCCCCUUAAGGACCAUAUGCUGGCCGAGGGCACGAUGAUGAGCCCGUUUGACUUUUUCACCGCGCGAGUCAAAGCCGGUUUACACAUCGCGCUCAGCAUGGACCCAUCGGACCCGGAGUGGGCGUCGCGCACGGAGAGUAACCCCGCACUAUUCACUCGAUGCUCGAUGCACUGGAUGGACUCAUGGAACGAGGAGGGCAUGCGGGCCGUGCCGGAGAUGAUGCUAAGGGAGGUGUUUGAGGCAGCGGAGGAAUUUGAUGGAGCAGCCGUCGUUGAGCAGAUGUCCGCAAUUCAAAGAGCAGUCGGCGGAACACCCAGACAGUUCGUCACGUUCGUGGACCAGUACAGGCGGAUCUUCAUGCAGAAACGCGAAGAGCACAUGGAGCAGCGCGACCAUCUCGUUGCUGGGCUUCAAAAACUGGAAGAGGCUGCCGAUCAGGUAUCUGAUUUGUCCACGCAGGCUAGCGAGCAGCAGAGGCUUCUCGCGGAGAAGCAGAUCGAGGCGGACGACGCACUGCAGCGCAUCACCGUGGCUAUGUCGGCCGCGAGCGAGCGCAAGAAAGAGGUCGAGGAGCUGCAGGUAAAGCUUGGCAAGGAGGAGGCCGAUCUUAGCGCGAGGCGGGGACCCAUAGAGAAACAGCUGGCUGAGAUCCAGCCUAUGAUUGACUCGGCCCGCGCCGCUGUCGGCUCUAUCAAGUCCGAAAACAUCAGCGAGGUCAAAUCAAUGAGGCAGCCGCCGGAGAGCGUCAACGACGUCCUCUUCGCCGUUCUCACCUUGAUGGGCAACACGGACACGAGUUGGACCGCGAUGAAACGGUUCCUCGGUUCGCGAGGUGUCAAAGAUGAGAUCAUCAACUUUGAUGCCAGGAACGUCACUUCACGAAGCCGAGCGGCGGUUCAAAAGCUGAUGGAGGACAAGGCUGCUUCCUUCGAACACAAGAACAUCCUGCGCGCGUCCGUCGCCGCCGCGCCGCUCGCGGCGUGGGCCAAGGCGAACCUCAAGUACUCCUCCGUGCUCGAGAAGAUCGCGCCCCUCGAGGAGGAUCUCAGGGAGCUCUCUGAAUCUCUGGACACAUCGCGGACCCGGAUGGCACAGUGCAAGCAGGAUCUCGUGGAUCUCGAUAAGCAGGUCGUGGACCUCAAGAACGAGUUCAGCAGACGAACCGGCGAGGCCGAGGCUUUGAAGCUGAGUCUCAAGAAAGCUGAGGACCAGCUAAAUGCCGCGGAGAGGCUGCUCGGCAAGCUCGGAGGCGAGAAGUCCCGCUGGGAGGAGCAGGUGACGACGCUCGAGACGGAGCUGACAAGUCUUACACGCGACUCCUUACUCGCGGCAGGAUUCAUCGCCCACCUACCCUCUUUGCCCGAGGAUCAGAGGCAAGGCGCGCUGGCGCAGUGGACGAGCUUCCUGGGCGUCGAAAGGUUUGACCUGCGUCGAUUCAUGUCGACCGAGAGCGAGAUGCUGACGUGGAAAUCCGAGGGCCUCCCCGGCGACGAGCUCUCCAUGGAGAAUGCAAUUGUCAUCCUCAACUCGGCGCAGGCUCCCCUAAUAAUCGAUCCAUCGACACAGGCGAGCCAGUGGCUCAAGGCGCACGUCGCUAAGGACGAAAAGUCAGCAUUGGAGGUUGUCACCAUGCACGACAAGCGCUUCGCCAACAAGCUUGAGCUCGCCGUUCGCUUUGGCAAGACGUUGAUCAUCGAGGAGGUUGAUAAAAUCGAGCCGAUUCUCUACAAUGUCGUCCGGAAAGAUUUCGAGCGGCAGGGACUCCGCCUCAUGGUCCAGGUCGGAGACAAGACGGUGGAUUACAACGAGUCGUUCAGGAUGUACCUGGUGACGCGCAAUCCUUACCCGGUGAUUCCUCCGUCCGCCGCGUCAAUAAUCUCAGAGGUGAAUUUCACGGUCACCCGCUCGGGCCUCGAGGGUCAGCUGCUUGGCCUUGUCAUUCAACACGAGCAACCCGAACUUGAGAAGCAGAAGAGCCACCUUCUCCAGGUUGAGGAAGACCUCAAGGUUCAGCUCGCCGGGCUGGAGAAGACGUUGCUGGAGACGCUUGCCACCUCGACUGGUAAUAUCCUCGAGAACGAGCAACUCAUCACUUCACUUGACGAGACGAAGGCAAAGGGAACCACGGUGAAGGAAUCCCUCGAGGAAUCCACCACGCUGCAACUGUCCCUCGACGAGCAGCGCAACGCGUACCGCCCCAUCGCAGCCCAGGGGUCCAAGCUGUACUUCCUCAUGCGCGACCUACGCGCGCUCAACCACAUGUACCAGUUCAGCCUCAACUCGUUCAUACUGCUGUUCAAGAAGGCGCUAAACGAGAGCACACCGUCCUCAGCGCUCGAGAGACGAAUAGAGAUGCUCUCAGCUGCGCUCCUCAGGCUGGUGUUCGGCCAGGUCAGUCGCAGCAUCUUCAACUCGGAUCGACUCACGUUCGGAAUGCACUUCACACGCCACCUCGCGGCGGAAGAUGCCGACGAGAGCCAUUGGAACUACUACUUUGGACUGGAGGCUGCUGACGGAUCUGGCGGUCGCGGCUCUGUCCCGAGCUGGGUCCCCGAGAACGCCGCUCAGGCGUUCAUCAACCUCACGGCGACGUUCCCUUCCGCCACGUCCGAGCUCCGUCUCAGCGAAGGCACCACGUGGGGCGGGUGGAUCGAUUCGCCGGUCGCGGAAACGUGCGUGCCCGCGCCGUCUGCCGGCGCGUUCAUGCAACUGUUGCUGGUGCAGGCGCUUCGACCCGACAGGCUACAGUCCGCGAUGGAUUCGUUUGUUCGCACACAAUUGGGCGUCGACUCGAUCGCUCCGCCGGCCCUUUCACUGCCGCGCGUUUGCGACGAGGCUGAUGCGGCGACACCGGUGCUGUUCAUCGUCACGCCCGGUUCGGAUCCGAGCCAGGAGCUGGAGGAACACGCGGAGAAGGCGAUGGGCCGGGGUCGGUAUCACCAGCUCGCGAUGGGGCAGGGUCAGGCGGAUGAGGCCAUGCGGCUGCUGACUGAGUGCGCGCGCACCGGCGACUGGCUGUGCCUGAAGAACCUGCACCUCGUGGUGGCGUGGCUACCGACGCUCGAGAAGGAGAUCUACGUCCUCAAGGCCCACGAGGACUUCAGGCUCUUUCUCACUUCUGAGCCGCAUGCAAAGUUUCCGUCGACACUUCUUGAGGGUAGCCUCAAGAUCACGUAUGAGGCUCCGCCGGGAUUGAAAAGGAACGUCAGCCGCACGUACGAGGCCUGGUCACCCCAGUACAUCUCGGAAGGCAGCCCACUCCGCGCCAAGCUGCUGUUUUUGCUGGCGUGGUUCCACGCUGUGGUUCAGGAGCGUCGAGCGUACGUGCCGCAGGGUUGGUCGAAAUUUUACGAGUUUUCAUUCGCCGACCUUCGCAGUGGCGCAGACAUCAUCAACCAGGCGUGUGAUGGCAGCGCCGACCCUCAGUGGUCGCAGCUGCACGGCCUGUUGGAACGCGCCAUCUAUGGCGGGCGCGUGGACAGCGGCUACGACAUCAUCGUGCUGCGAACGUACCUCCAGCAGUUCUUCAGCAACGAGAUGACGGGCGGCGGCGGCAUUCGCGUCAAGUCGCUCCCCGGGACGGAUAUCACCCUCCCCAACACCACGGAUCACCGCGAGUUCACCGCCUUACUCCGCCGUCUGGACGAGGCGAACUCCCCUUCGCUGUUCUCCCUCCCCGUCAACGUCCAGCGCACGGUCCAGGUCACCAACAGCAAGCACGUGAUCAACUCGCUGAGGACGAUGGCGGCGGCUGGGGGAACCUCCAAGGGCUUUGAUCGCGCCGUCUGGUCCGCCGCGCUCUCGCCGCUUCUGCGGUCGUGGGAACGGCUGACGGCGUCGAACCCCGCGCUGAGAUCGGCACCCCCGCCGCCGUCCUCGGGCACGUUACCUCCCGUCGAUGCGUUCGUCGAGCUGGAACAGAUCCGUGGGCACCGCGCCGUCGCUGAGAUUGACGGGACGCUAUCCGCGCUGGCCAGAGUGUUGGACGGCGCCGAGCUGCUCACGCCGGCUAUUUUCGCGGCGGGCAGGUGUCUCAUGGAGGACACGGUACCUCCCGAGUGGGAGAAGCACUGGGAGGGACCCGACGUUCCCGUGUCGUACUGCAAAGGUGUGGUGCAUCGCAUGGCGGCGGUGAACGACAUGGUGGAGCGCACGCGGCGCGGGUCUCUGCUCUCCGGCACGGUUCGACUGGAGGACUUUUUCCACCCCGAGACUUUCCUCAACGCGCUUCGACAGCAGAUGGCUCGCGACGCGGGCGUCGCCAUCGACAACCUCACGCUCGUCACCUCCUGGGACGGCACGGGCGGCGGUGUGGCGGUGGAAGGUAUGCGCGUGCAGGGUGCGGUGUUCGACGGCAGGAAACUGAGGGACACGGCGUCCGACGCGCCCCCGUUUGCGACGUUGCCGACGUGCGGGUUGACGUGGGUGGCGCCGGGUUCGCCGGGUUCGGGCGGGCCGAAAGGAGGUGCGGCCCCGCUGAGUGUGCCGCUUUACCUCACCGAGGGUAGGGAGCGGGCCAUCGCGGAGGUGCAGUUUCCGGUGUUCGACGCGGAGGAGGCGUCGAAGUGGAUCCUGGCUGGCACAGCCUGUUUCCUGGGGCCGGUGGAAUGAAAAAGGCACGAUCUGCGCGCGCGGGUGGUGCCUUCGAUAGGAUUCGACUUCGAAAUAUCAUACGGUAUUUAUUUGU
Messenger RNA from Micromonas commoda, 12976 nucleotides. It is a transcript of the gene CDHC1B, whose product is annotated as cytoplasmic dynein heavy chain 1b. Gene Ontology annotation, molecular function: ATP binding; minus-end-directed microtubule motor activity; ATP hydrolysis activity. Gene Ontology annotation, cellular component: dynein complex. The record is from RefSeq and is a predicted model, not a curated record. The transcript has a single exon. NCBI's taxonomy places the organism in Eukaryota, Viridiplantae, Chlorophyta, Mamiellophyceae, Mamiellales, Mamiellaceae. Bases 115 to 12900 code for a protein of 4261 amino acids. Gene Ontology annotation, biological process: microtubule-based movement.